AUGUCUACUGUUGAAAUUAUCGGUACACGAAAAACACUUUGUUGCAUUACUAAAAACAAUAAAUCUAUUUUCAAAGUUACCGCAGGAGUAGAAAAUGAUAUUUACGAUCUUAAAGAAAUUAUUGCAGAAUUAAUUCCUAACGUAAAAGCUAUAUGUCUUGUGCUUUGGAGAACUAAUCUCGAAAAUAUAGAAAUAUUUCUCUUGAUGAAAUUGGAUUAUCAGUUAACACCG
This is a messenger RNA of Funneliformis mosseae, 231 nucleotides long. Lineage: Eukaryota; Fungi; Glomeromycota; Glomeromycetes; Glomerales; Glomeraceae. The record is from the annotation of a GenBank genome assembly.